Messenger RNA from Vicugna pacos (alpaca), 1602 nucleotides. The record is from RefSeq and is a predicted model, not a curated record. Lineage: Eukaryota; Metazoa; Chordata; Mammalia; Artiodactyla; Camelidae.
GGUGUCUCCAGGGAGCGAGGCCCGGUCUUCCUUGGGGAGAAAAGACGAAGCGAGAGUCCCCGGCGGGGAUCCCCCUCUCCACCCGCCACCUGGGGGCCGGGUCGCGCCUGCACGGGCCUGAGCCCAAGCUGCGAGUCGCCAUAGGCGACCAGUCGAAAGCCUUAUGGUGGAAAACUGUUGGACCCAUUCAGACGGAAGGAUGAAAUCUCUACAUAGGAACAUGGUGUGAAUGGAAGAGGCCUGUCACUGUGAGUGUGGCUUUUGGUUAGUCACUGGAUGUCUUCCCCAGGAUGACAUGACUCUGAGACCGUAAACUUCAGUGGCUGAGAUAUAGUAUCAGCCUGCAGUUAAAUUACAGACAUGGCAGGACUUACAGUAGUUCUCUUUUUUUGUCGUGAACAUCUUUGAGUCACACUGGAAAGGAUGCAAACAGUACGGCACUCUGAACAGACACUAAAAACAGCUCUCAUCUCAAAGAACCCAGCGCUUGCGUCACAGUAUGAGAAGUUAGAUGCUGGGCAGCGCCGUUUGAUGAACGAAGCCUUCCGGCCAGACAGUGAUCUCUUUGCACCCAUUACUUUGCAUUCACAAUCAGAUUGGAUAAACUCCCAUCCUGAGGCUCCUCAAGACUUUGAAGAGUUUUUCAGUGAUCCUUACAGAAAGACACCUUCUCCAGCGAAAUGCAGUAUUUAUAUACAGUGCAUUGGGUCUCUAGGAAACACCAGAAGUAUCAGUGAAGAAUAUGUGAGAUGGCUCAAGGGCUACUGCGAAGCGUUUUUCUAUGGCCUGAGAGUCAAACUCCUGGAACCGGUUCCCGUCUCUGCAACGAGGUGCUCCUUUAGAAUCAACGAUAACACGCAGAACCUGCAGAUUCACGCAGGGCAAAUCCUGAAAUUCUUAAAAAAGAGGAAACCUGAAGAUGCUUUCUGUAUUGUGGGAAUAACGGUGAUCGAUCUUUACCCAAGAGACUCCUGGAAUUUUGUCUUUGGACAGGCCUCUUUGACGGAUGGUGUGGGAAUAUUCAGCUUUGCCAGGUACGGCAGCGAUUUUUACAGCUCACACUACGAAGGCAAAGUGAAGAAGCUGCAGAAGAAAUCUUCAAGCGACUAUUCGGUUUUUGAUAACUGUUACAUUCCCGAAGUGACUAGUGUUUUGCUGCUUCGGUCCUGUAAGACUUUGACCCAUGAGAUCGGACAUAUCUUUGGACUUCGACACUGCCAGUGGCUUGCAUGCCUCAUGCAGGGCUCCAACCACUUGGAAGAAGCUGACCGGCGCCCCCUCAACCUUUGCCCCAUCUGUUUACGCAAGUUGCAGAGUGCUAUCGGCUUCAGCAUUCAAGAAAGAUACAAAGCGCUGGUGAGGUGGAUUGAUGAUGAGUCCACUGACACACCUGGAGUUACUCCAAAACACAGUUGUGAGGAUAAUGUAAACUUGCCAAAACCUGUGGAAGCCUUUAAGGAAUGGAAAGAGUGGAUCACAAAAUGCCUGGCCAUUCUCCAAAAAUAAGUACCUUCCGAUAGGAGUAAUAAAAAUAAAUACUUGCACAUUAUGCAGUCAUUUGGGUGGAGUACUUCAUUGGAAUAAACUGUUCUAUUGACUCUG